Leptosia nina is the source of this 282-nucleotide messenger RNA. Lineage: Eukaryota; Metazoa; Arthropoda; Insecta; Lepidoptera; Pieridae. The record is from the annotation of a GenBank genome assembly.
AUGUUCAGUAUUUUGGAAGCCGAUGAAGCGGUGAACGUUCAAGCGUCCUUAGGAAGGUGGAAGGUGGUUCAGUGGCGGUCGAAGCACCGAGCCGGUCGGUCGAUCCCACGGCGGCACCACGUAAAUGUUCAAAGUUUACGAAACGCAUAUACCUUAGUUGUGCAAGAUAUCGAAAUGUUGACCAUCGCUUCGGUCCUGUUUGUUCUGCACUUUGCUGCUGCUGAAAUACGUAAGUAUUGCGUGACGUGGGCAAUUGGGAAAUCAGACCGUCUUAAGGGAUGA